Molecule: messenger RNA, 450 nt
Organism: Adineta steineri
Lineage: Eukaryota; Metazoa; Rotifera; Eurotatoria; Adinetida; Adinetidae
Source: the annotation of a GenBank genome assembly
AUGGUUCGUCGUCGAAAUAUUUCAUCAAAAAAGCUCUCACAUCAUCGUAAUGAAACUAUACAACAAAUAUCAUCAGAUAAUCUUGAUGAUGAAACAAAAUUAGCUAAACGUCAUUUAACAAAAGAAAUGUGGCAACUUGUUGCUAUUGCUGUUAAACGAAUGGCUGAUGAACUGAUUUCAACAUCAAAGAAUCAACAAACAACAAUACCUAUGGAAACAAAUACUCUUUCUACACAAUCAUCAAUGAUAAAAAAUACGGGUGAAGGUGAUGUUCCUUCUAUUCAAGAAAAAUCGACAAUUUUCGAAGAACCAAUUCAAAUGUUAGAACCAUCAUUACAUAUUAAGAAAAAAGCACUCAGUAAUAAUGCAAUACGUCGUUCAAUAAAAUCUAAAGUACAAAAUAAAUCAUCGAAAAAAAAUCGAAAAAAUAAUAAUUAUAAAUUUAAAUAA